This is a messenger RNA of Zingiber officinale, 1455 nucleotides long. RefSeq names its product nudix hydrolase 10-like. Gene Ontology annotation, molecular function: ADP-ribose diphosphatase activity; NADH pyrophosphatase activity; NAD binding. NCBI's taxonomy places the organism in Eukaryota, Viridiplantae, Streptophyta, Magnoliopsida, Zingiberales, Zingiberaceae. The transcript has 9 exons. The record is from RefSeq and is a predicted model, not a curated record.
UACGGCCUCAGGGCAAGUUCGUUUGGAUUCCUAGAACAUAGCUCCGGUGCUAUGUUAUGUCCUAAUAGGGAAGCUUCGUAAUUGUCCACGUCGCCUAACCUUGGCCGCGUUUCUCUCCGCUGCCGUGGAGCUCCCGCUCUCUUGCAGACCGGCUCCAGCGAUGCAAAGAUGUCGCCUUCCGAUGCUCCAAUUCGAUGCGGUUGGUCUCUACUCCCCAAUUACCCGAUGCUUGUUCCGCUUUUCCUCGCCGGCUUCUCGCAGAACGCCCAGUUCCCUGCGGCAGCCCCUUUCUUCUCGGAUUAGCUCCGCCAAAGAUCUCACUGGUAGAACUGGAAGCCAACCUGUCACAUGGUCUUUAUUCAGUAAAAAAAAUCAAUCUUUUAUGACUUCAGCAUUUGCUACACAAGGAGAACAAGUUGAAGUACUACAUGCUACCAAUGAUGAUCAUGGAGGUGUUGUUGUUGAGGUGAAAGAUCAAAUGGACUCGAGAACUUACGUAUCUUCGCUAAGAGCAUCCUUGGAAAUUUGGAGGCAACAGGAAAAGAGAGGUGUGUGGAUCAAAUUGCCAAUUGAACUUGCAAGUCUCGUUCAACCUACUGUUGAGGAGGGAUUUCGAUAUCACCAUGCUGAGCCAAAUUAUUUAAUGCUUGUAUAUUGGAUACCUGCAACUCAAAAUACAUUACCAGUGAAUGCUACACAUCGUGUGGGUGUUGGUGCUUUUGUCAUGAAUGACAAAAGAGAAGUUCUUGCAGUCCAGGAAAAGAGUGGCAAGUUCCGUGGAUCAGGUGUAUGGAAGUUUCCUACAGGAGUAGUAGAUCCAGGUGAAGAUAUAUUUGCUGGGGCAGUAAGGGAAGUCAAAGAAGAGACAGGAAUUGACACUGAGUUCAUUGAAGUACUUGCAUUCAGGCAAUGCCACAAAUCUUUCUUUGACAAGUCGGAUUUAUUCUUCAUCUGCAUGUUACGCCCCAUUUCAUCAGAUAUCAAGAAGCAAGAUUCAGAGGUUGAGGCUGCUGAGUGGAUACCAAUUGAACAGUUUGCGGCACAACCUUUCGUGGAGAAGCACGAGCUUUUAAGACAUAUUAUUGAUCUGGGCUUGGCCAAGUUUCAAAAAGGUUACGCUGGUUUUUCACCCAUUUGUAUAAAGUCAGCAUUCACCAGCAGGCAGAGCUCCCUCUAUUUAAAUAAGAGGGACCUGAACCAACCAUGAUGACCUGGUAGCAACUCUGAGACUCUCUAUCCUGUUUAUGAUGAUUAAAUUGGAAAAUAAUUAGUUGCAAUUGUUCCAGUUUAUCGAUUCCAUCUAUGAAUAGUACAUUUUUUAUGCCAUUAAAUACCGCUUGUGGUAAAUAGGUUGUGAAAAAACAAUAUUUUCUUGAACUCGCAAAAUCUCCAUCAACUGGUUUGGUGCUGCAAAGUAGUAGGAAAAAUAUAGACUUAUAUUAAUUUUUGAUAGAA